GGGAGCAGACGGGGAGGAAAAGCUUUAGCUGCUCAGGGCGAAACUAUUUUAAUUGCCCAGUUUAUCCUCUUGUAUCUGACCAUGUCGUCUAAAACGAAAGAGCGCAAGACGGCUCCCGUGUCCCACAAAGUGAUCGAAAAAAGACGAAGGGAUCGGAUCAAUCGCUGUCUGAACGAACUUGGCAAAACCGUUCCAAUGGCUUUGGCAAAGCAGGGCACCGGAAAACUGGAAAAGGCGGAGAUUUUGGAGAUGACAGUCCAGUAUUUGAGAGCGCUGCACUCAGCUGACCUCGCCAGAGGACGAGAGAAGGGCGAACUGCUCGCAGAGUUCGCGAACUAUUUCCACGCCGGCUAUCACGAGUGCAUGAAGAACUUGGUUCACUAUCUGACCACGGUGGAACGCAUGGAGACCAAGGACACCAAAUACGCCAGAAUCCUCGCCUUCCUGCAGUCCAAAUCUCGCCGCUGUUCCGACCCCAUAUUCGGGCCACUCUCAACUCACGACGCGGAAUACUCGUACCAGCUUCACCCCGUGCCGGAGUUCGCCAAUUCGCGUCUGAGCGAGUCCCUGCUUCAGCAAGGCCCCGGGGUGGGUAGAACACAAGCGAUGCACUGGCACGGAUCGGCUCGGGGUCCAGGGCUCCCUUUCAUUCCCAGUCCCACCUUGCCCGUUGCCAACCCCGGCCACCAGCACAACUUCCUCCACUCCGUGCAGGGCCUCGAUCGCCACUACAUUAACUUGAUAGGACACUCGCACCCGAACGCGUUCAGCCUACACAGCCCCCAGCACGCCAAUUUAUAGAGGGGAUGCUCGCCGGCCAGGUGCCAACGGGGAACUGCAGAUGCUGGUUUAUAC
Amblyraja radiata (thorny skate) is the source of this 855-nucleotide messenger RNA. RefSeq names its product helt bHLH transcription factor (gene helt). Gene Ontology annotation, molecular function: DNA binding; protein dimerization activity. The transcript is spliced from 4 exons. Gene Ontology annotation, biological process: regulation of DNA-templated transcription. The record is from RefSeq and is a predicted model, not a curated record. Lineage: Eukaryota; Metazoa; Chordata; Chondrichthyes; Rajiformes; Rajidae. Bases 82 to 801 code for a protein of 239 amino acids.